AUGGGUAAUACCCAACCCGGUGGAUUAAAUAAAAGAGAUCGUCCAGGAGAGGGUUAUUCAGGAGGUGCCACAACCCCGAGCAGGAACAAAACAUAUGGAGGAAGUACUCAACCUUUUGGAUCAACAGCGGAAGAUGGAUGCCCAGUGCAGGUAAAAAUUGCUAAAAGUGAUGAAGAGUGUGCUGUAACUCCAACUGUUCAAUUCAAAGAAUCUAAUGAAUAUCCUGUUGUUUUCAAAUGGCCUUUCACUGCCACAAAUCAGCCAAAUCGGGUAUAUAUUUCUGGAUCAUGGGAUAAUUGGAAACAACGAAUUCCUUUAGUGAAAUCAACCAAUGAUUUUAGCACAAUUUUGGAGUUAGUUCCAGGACAACACGAAUAUAAGUUCAUGGUUGACUCAAAAUGGGUGAUCGAUGAUCAGUCUCCCAAGCUUAACAAUGGGCUAGGUGGAGAAAAUAACUGUAUAAUUGUGGACGAGGCUGACUUCGAGGUGUUCAUCGCUCUUGAUAAAGACUUGGCUUCUUCCAGUGCAGGAGAAGCAAUGCGAGGGGUUUCCAGCCAACAAACCACUCAUGACACACCAAACGAAAAGGAGUUGGAAAAACAUAGAACGUUUAGUCAAGACAUACCAGAUAAGAAAGAGUUUGAACGAGCUCAUAAUCCCCCUGUACUACCACCACAUCUCCUUCAGGUCAUCCUGAACAAAGAUACUCCCAUGACAUGUGAUCCCAAUGUGUUGCCGGAGCCCAAUCAUGUAAUGCUGAACCAUUUGUAUGCUUUAUCCAUAAAGGACGGUGUGAUGGUUCUCUCCGCUACUCACAGGUAUCGAAAGAAAUAUGUAACUACAUUGCUUUACAAACCAAUUUAA
Auanema sp. JU1783 is the source of this 864-nucleotide messenger RNA. The record is from the annotation of a GenBank genome assembly. Lineage: Eukaryota; Metazoa; Nematoda; Chromadorea; Rhabditida; Rhabditidae.